Molecule: messenger RNA, 3661 nt
Organism: Perca fluviatilis (European perch)
Lineage: Eukaryota; Metazoa; Chordata; Actinopteri; Perciformes; Percidae
Product: NLR family CARD domain-containing protein 3-like
Molecular function (GO): protein binding
Source: RefSeq, a predicted model, not a curated record
CUGAACCUGAACCUGAACCUGAACCUGGACCUGGACCUGGACCUGAACCUGAACCCAGCUGUGUGUCCAUGAAGUGUGUCCAGUCCAUGGAGACACCAAUACUAUAAAAAGGUGUCCUGUAAGGGAGAUUAAAAUGGAGAAAAGAGUGAGGGAGAUGAGAAUUGAAAAGGAGAGGAAGAAAGUGGACAUGGAGAGGAGGAGACUGAGGACCCAUCAGAGACCUGAUCCUGAAUCUGAACCUGGACCUGAACCCAGCUGUGUGUCCUUUAAGAGCGAUGGGUCAUAUCAAGGCUUCAUUAACUUUAAAGGAGAGCAAUCCUCUGCUGAAAAGAGGAUCCAUCAGAGACCAGACUCUGCUGGACCUGAACCCAGCUGUGUGUCCUUCCAGAGUGACUGGUCACAUGAUCGCCGCCUUGACUUUAAAGGUCAACAGCCCUCUGCAGAAAAGAGACUGACUUCAGAUCAGAAGAUGAGUGGUUUGGAGGAAGAGGAGGAUGGAGCAGAGUCUGUAGUAUCUGGCUGUCUGUCUAUGAAGAGUGACCGGUCCAAUGAUCAUCCUCCAGACUUCAGUAAUGAACCUGGACCCUCAGACACAAAAAAGAGGAAGAGGAGAGAUGUUUCUGAGGAGGAGCAGCCGUCCAGAUCCAGAACCAGAGCUGGACUGCAGACAGCCAAUCAGAGCAGCUCUGAACAAAUGAAUGUUGGUCGUCAGAAACAUAAGAUCAGGCUGAAGGGGACAUUUGAACGUGUGACUGAAGGAGCUGAAACAGGAAGUAGAACCCUCCUCAACAGGAUCUACACUCUCCUCUACCUCAUAGAGGGACAGAGUGAAGAGGUUAAUACCCAACAUGAGGUGAGGCAGCUCGAGUCAGCUUCCAAGAAGAAGACCCUCCAUGACUCUCCAAUCAAGUGCUGUGACAUCUUUAAAGCCUUACCUGACCAAAAGAAACACAUCAGAGUGGUUCUGACGAGCGGCGUCGCUGGCGUUGGAAAAACCUUCUCAGUGCAGAAGUUCUGUCUGACCGCCGGCGAGGGUUUGGAAAACCAAGAUAUCAGUCUGGUGAUUCCUCUUUCCUUCAGGGAGCUGAACUUGAUCAAAGAUGAGCAGUACAGUCUUCUGGAGCUGCUCCGUGUUUUCCAUCCAACAUUACAGGAGGUCCCAGCAGAGCAGCUCGCUGGCUCUAAACUUCUCUUCAUCUUUGAUGGCCUGGAUGAAAGCAGACUUUACCUGGGUUUCAAGAAGAGGAAGACUGUUUCUGAUGUCACACAGAAGUCAUCAGUCAAUGUGCUGUUGACAAACCUCAUCCAGGGGAAGCUGCUUCCCUUGGCUCUCGUCUGGAUAACUUCCCGACCUGCAGCAGCCAAUCAGAUCCCUCCUGCAUGUGUUGACAGGGUAACAGAAGUACAAGGCUUCACUGAUGCCCAGAAGGAGGAGUACUUCAGGAAGAGAGUCAGUGAUGACGAGCUGUCCAGCAGAAUCAUCUCCCACAUCAAGACCUCCAGGAGCCUCCACAUCAUGUGUCUGAUCCCAGUCUUCUGCUGGAUCACGGCUACAGUUCUGGACCACAUGUUGACUACAGACCAGAGAGGAGAGCAGCCCAAGACCCUGACUGACAUGUACUCACACUUCCUGCUGGUUCAGACAAAGAGGAAGAAGCUCAAGUAUGCUGAGGGACAUGAGACGAGUCCACAGGAGCUGACGGAGGCUGACAGGGAAGUUCUUCUGAAGCUGGGGAGGCUGGCGUUUGAACAGCUGGAGAAAGGAAACAUCAUGUUCUACCAAGAAGACCUGGAGCGCUGUGGUCUGGAUGUCACAGAGGCCUCGCUGUACUCAGGAGUUUGUUCAGAGAUCUUCAAAAGAGAGAGUGUGAUCUUCCAGAAAACUGUCUACUGCUUCGUUCAUCUGAGCGUUCAGGAGUUUCUGGCUGCAGUCUACCUGUUCCACUGUUACACCAACAGGAACACACAGGUACUCAAGGACUUCCUGGGAGAAGAUAAUCGUGUUCGUUGGGACAAUGAUCAUUACCCAUCCCUGGAUGACUUCCUGGAGACAGCCAUGGAGAAAUCCCUUGAAAGUGAAAAUGGCCACCUGGACCUGUUUGUCCGCUUCCUUCAUGGCCUCUCUCUGGAGUCCAACCAGAGACUCUUAGGAGGCCUGCUGGGUCAGACAGACAACAGUCCAGAAAUCAUCCAGAGAGCCAUCAACAACCUGAAGAAUAGGAACAGGUAUGAGAUCUCUCCUGACAGAAGCAUCAACAUCUUCCACUGUCUGACGGAGAUGAACGACCACUCAGUCCAUCAGGAGAUCCAAGAGUUCCUGAAGUCAGAGAACAGAUCAGAGAAGGAACUCUCUGUGAUCCACUGCUCAGCUCUGGCCUACAUGCUGCAGAUGUCAGAGGAGGUUCUGGAUGAGUUGGACCUGGAGAAGUACAACACAUCAGAGGAGGGACGACGGAGACUGAUUCCAGCUGUGAGGAACUGCAGAAAGGCUCGGAUUGUUAACUGUGCACUCUCUGAGACUGACUGUAAAGUUGUGGCCUCAGCUCUGAAGUCCAACCCCUCCCAUCUGAGAGAGCUGGACCUGAACAACCUGAAGGAUUCAGCAGAAGAGUGUCUCUGUGCUGGACUGCAGAGUCCAAACUGUAGACUGGAGACUCUGAGACUGAUUGGCUGUAAUCUGUCAGAGAGAAGCUGUGAAGCUCUGUCCUCAGUACUCAGCUCCCAGUCCUCUAGUCUGAGAGAGCUGGACCUGAGUAACAACAACCUACACGAUUCAGGAGGGAAGCUGAUCUCUGAUGGACUGAAGAGUCCACACUGCAGACUGGAGACUCUCAGUCUGUCAGGCUGUCUGAUCUCAGAGGAAGGCUGUUCUUCUCUGGUCUCAGCUCUGAGCUCCAACCCCUCCCAUCUGAGAGAGCUGGACCUGAGCUACAAUCAUCCAGGAGACUCAGGUGUGAAGCUACUGUCAGAGGGACUGGAGGAUCCUCUCUGGAGACUGGACACUCUCAGGGUGGAGCCUGCUGGAGUCAGAUGGUUGACACCAGGUCUGAGGAAGUAUUCCUGUGAACUCACACUGGACACAAACACAGUGAACAGAAACCUCAAACUGUCUGACAACAACAGGAAGGUGACAUUAGUGAAGGAGUAUCAGCCAUAUCCUGAUCAUCCAGAGAGGUUUGACUACUGGUGUCCUCAGCUGCUGUGUAGAGAUGGUCUGACUGGUCGCUGUUACUGGGAGGUAGAGAGGAGAGGAGGGGUUGAUAUAUCAGUGAGUUACAGAGGAAUCAGGAGGAGAGGAGACAGUGGUGACUGUGUGUUUGGAGGUAAUGUUCAGUCCUGGAGUCUGAUCUGCUCUGGUCGUGGUUACUAUGUCCAUCACAAUAACAGAGUAACAUCCAUCUCCUCCUCCUCUGCCUCUGGUAGAGUAGCAGUGUAUGUGGACUGUCCUGCUGGCUCUCUGUCCUUCUACACAGUCUCCUCUGACUCUCUGAUCCACAUCUACACCUUCAACACCACAUUCACUCAGACUCUCUAUCCUGGGUUUGGGUUCAGGUCCUGGUCUCCGGGUGACUCAGUGUCUCUGUGUCCUCUGUAGGACGGAGAGUCUCCUCCUGUUUGUCACUGCUGAUCAGUUGAGUCUGUACAGGAUCACACUAACAGA